AUGGCUGCCAAAGCCAAAGUCCUCCUUCGAUCGUUCGUUCAAGAUGGCAUGGAAAGGUUUACAUAGUGUGAUGUCUGUCUCUUAGCCUAUAGUACUUAUAGGGGGCCUUGACAAGAUUUUUUUAUAUGCGUAUAUUGCUGAGUGCAUUGCAAAAAGAACUCAUCUAAAGCAAAGUACAUCGGCUGGGAUGGGAAAUUUUUAAUUUACAAAAUGCUACAAUAGAGUCUUUUUUGGAGGAGGAAACGUAUUUUCAACUUCACUGAAACGUCCUGCCGACCCGGGGAAAACGGAGAAAGGUAAGCUUACUGUUUAAUUGGUAUGUUUUAUCACUCAAACUGUGUCAGACAACGUCUUGAUCUUCAAUUAUUUAGAUGUUGUUGUGUUUUAUAUAAGCUUAGGCUUAGUUUCUCUGUUUCUUGCCAGGUUGUGAAUUUCUGACUCUACUGCCUCUUAAUGACGGAGUGAUGCAUGUAGCGACUCAGAGACCUCCUUAUUUUUUUAAUUUUUUUUUUCAAAACAUUCCUCAUCACGGCACCUUCUAUUAA
This is a messenger RNA of Porites lobata, 545 nucleotides long. NCBI's taxonomy places the organism in Eukaryota, Metazoa, Cnidaria, Anthozoa, Scleractinia, Poritidae. The record is from the annotation of a GenBank genome assembly.